ACUUGGAUUGGAACCUGGAGUUUCAGAUUCCGAUAUAAAGAAAGCUUAUAGAAGGCUGUCCAUCCAAUACCAUCCUGAUAAAAAUCCAGAUCAAGAGGCCAACAAAUAUUUUUGUGGAGUCCAUUUCUAAAGCAUACCAGGCUUUGACUGACCCAGUAUCCCGUGAAAACUUUGAAAAGGCUUUCAAAUGGGCAUUGCUCUUCCUCAAUUUCUCCUUGACAUAGAUGGAGCAUCCGGUGGCAUAUUAUUGCUCUGGAUAGUCGGUGUUUGUAUCCUCUUGCCCCUUGUGAUUACUGUUAUAUAUCUCUCGAGGUCAUCCAAGUAUACCGGGAACUAUGUCAUGCAUCAAACUCUUUCCGCAUAUUAUUAUCUUACGAAACCUUCGUUGGCCCCAAGCAAAGUUAUGGACGUUUUUACCAAGGCAGCUGAGUACAUGGAGAUCCCAGUUCGCAGAACAGAUGAUGAACCUCUGCAGAAGCUCUUUAUAUCUGUCAGGUGUGAGCUAAGUUUGGACCCCAAGAACGUGAAGCAAGAGCAAGCUAAGUUUUGGAAGCAGCAUCCUGCCAUAGUGAAGACGGAGCUGUUGAUACAGGCCCAGUUGACUCGUGAAUCAGCAGCCUUGUCUCCAGCCCUGCAGGGUGAUUUCAGACGUGUUCUAGAGCUUGCACCUCGCCUCCUCGAAGAGUUACUAAAGAUGGCGGUUCUACCACGAACUGCCCAAGGGCAUGGAUGGCUGAGACCUGCAGUCGGAGUAGUUGAGCUAUCUCAAUGGCUUAUUAGAGCUGUUCCCCUUAGUGCAAGGAAGUCUUCUGGGUCAGAAGGAAUUUCACCUUUCUUGCAGCUCGCUCAUUUCAGUGAUGCUGUCGUUAAAAAGAUAGCGCGGAAGAAGGUCAAAUCAUUCCAAGAGCUUCAAGAAAUGAGCUUGGAAGACCGUUCUGAACUGCUCACCCAGGUAGCGGGUUUGUCGGCAACUGCUGUUGAGGACAUUGAGAAGGUACUAGAGAUGAUGCCGUCUCUGACAAUAGACAUAACAUGUGAAACAGAAGGCGAAGAGGGUAUCCAAGAGGGUGACAUUGUUACUCUUCAACGACCCAAUGGGCUCAUAGGCGCUCUUCCUCACGCACCCUACUUCCCCUUCUACAAGGAGGAAAACUAUUGGAUUCUGCUUGCGGAUGCAGUGUCGAACAACGUGUGGUUCUCCAUGGACGAAGGUGGAGCCAUAACGGCUGCAUCGAAAACCAUCAGCGAGACAAUGGAAGGUUCAGGAGCAGGUUUUAAGGAAACAAACGAUGCGGUGAGAGAAGCGGUUGAGAAGGUUAAAGGUGGGUCAAGACUGGUAAUGGGUAAACUCCAAGCACCCGCAGAGGGUACGUGCAACUUGACUUGCUUCUGCAUGUGCGACUCAUGGAUAGGGUGUGACGAGAAGACAUCGCUGAAAGUCAAGGUCCUGAAAAGAACUCGGGCUGGGACACGGGGAAUGGUUUCAGAGGAGGGUGCGAUUGCAGAAGAAGGUAUGGAGGAGGAAGACGAGACUGAAGAGGAGGAAUACAAUGAUUAUGCGAGUGAGUAUAGCGAAGAUGAAGAUGAGGAUGAGAAGAAGAAGGCGAAUGGGACAGUUAAGAAGAAAGAGUCGAGCUCUGAAGAGUCUGGAUCGGAGAAAGAAUGAAAAAAGUUAUACUGAUCCAAAUACAAACGUUUAAGCAUCAGAUCUUGAACUCGGCAAAGCAGGCUUACACAGUGAUGAUACAUACUGGAAAGACUUUGGCGAGUUUCCUAGUCUAUUUUUCAUAGUUUUGACACUCUAA
Brassica napus (rape) is the source of this 1805-nucleotide messenger RNA. RefSeq names its product dnaJ protein ERDJ2A. Gene Ontology annotation, biological process: post-translational protein targeting to endoplasmic reticulum membrane; SRP-dependent cotranslational protein targeting to membrane. The record is from RefSeq and is a predicted model, not a curated record. NCBI's taxonomy places the organism in Eukaryota, Viridiplantae, Streptophyta, Magnoliopsida, Brassicales, Brassicaceae. Gene Ontology annotation, molecular function: transmembrane protein transporter activity; RNA binding. Gene Ontology annotation, cellular component: Sec62/Sec63 complex.